UUUUUCUUCUUUAAGCACAUAAUAGAGAACAACGAGUGUCCAGCCCAAGUCCAGCCACGUGGUUACAGCUUUAGUCAGUAGAGGGAGUAUGGACACAUGGGUUAAAGCCACACAGCCAUGACAUCCAAGAGGAUUAACUUUCUCCUAAAAUUCCUCUUUUGUCUGCAAAGCCAGGGAGGACACAGCCUUCUCCUCUUCUCUGAGGAAGCUGAGAAAGUGACUCUGUGCAUGACUUACAGCCAAACAUAGAUGUUGCAAAGAGCAUCCUGCAGAGCAAGAACUUGCUGGGUGAAGGAUCUUGCAGAAGAAGGAACCUAAUGGUCUGUGAGCUUUCUGCUUGAACACCCACCAAGCUGGUGCAGAAGCAGAGGAGUGAUUUGGGGGCUCUGAUGAAUGGUACAGUCCAAGAGUUUGAGAUGGAGUUCAGGAUUUAACAGGCUGUGGAACUCUGGAUUCUUUCAAGUCUGCAGAGCAUGGAUUUAGAAUAUCAGAAGGAAGAGCUGCUGUAUUCCAAGCCAUCAAAUUCCUAAAGCAUAAAGGAUUAAUUUAGCAAAAGGUUAAGUUAUCACAGAAGUUCUGAGAAAUAGGGGAGAGGAGAAGAAUUUUCUCUUUCUUGCAUUAAUCACCUGGGCUGUGCCAUUUCCAACUGAAAAAAUCCUGUGAGAGCAUGCCUUGCAGAGUGUGUGACAAUGGAAGAAGAGGUGCACCAUCAAGAAGCCUGAAGAGUGACACCAGGACAGCUCUUGAGACACUGGCAGUAGCAGCCUGAGCUACAGGAGACUGGAAUCAUGCUGAAACCAAGUGGACUUAAAAUCCCAGGCAGGGCUGGGAAGCACUCCAGCCCCGUGGGACGGGCAUCAGGGAGCACUGCAGCUGCUGUCACCACUGGCUCCAAGGAAGGCUCCCCUUUACACAAGCAGGGUACCACGUCCACCACCAGCGCCGAGAAGUCGGGUUCGAAGGUUGCCGAGGUGGGCGAUGAUUUCCUGGGAGACUUUGUGGUGGGUGAGCGCGUCUGGGUGAACGGAGUGAAGCCAGGUGUGAUCCAGUACCUUGGGGAGACGCAGUUUGCUCCAGGCCAGUGGGCAGGGGUUGUUCUGGAUGACCCUGUGGGCAAGAAUGACGGCUCUGUCGGAGGAGUGCGGUACUUCGAGUGCCAGCCGCUGCAGGGGAUUUUUACGCGACCGUCCAAGCUGACGCGGCAGCCGGUGGCCGAGGGCUCGGGGAGUGACGCCCCCUCCGUGGACUCCCUGACAGCUCAGAACUUGUCACUGCACUCUGGAACAGCCACACCACCCCUGUCCAGCCGUGUGAUCCCGCUGAGGGAGAGCGUCCUGAACAGCGCCAUGAAAACGGGCAACGAGUCCGGAUCCAACCUGUCGGACAGCGGCUCUGUGAAAAAAGGGGAGAAGGACUUGCGGCUUGGGGAUCGUGUGCUGGUCGGUGGGACGAAGACGGGAGUCGUGCGCUACGUGGGAGAGACGGACUUUGCCAAAGGAGAGUGGUGUGGAGUGGAGCUGGAUGAGCCCCUGGGCAAGAAUGAUGGGGCAGUUGCUGGUACAAGGUACUUCCAGUGCCCUCCCAAGUUUGGCCUCUUUGCUCCCAUCCACAAGGUGAUCCGGAUUGGGUUCCCAUCAACCAGCCCUGCCAAGGCCAAGAAGAGCAAGAGGAUGGCCAUGGGAGUGUCAGCCCUGACCCACAGCCCCAGCAGCUCCUCCAUCAGCUCUGUCAGCUCCGUGGCCUCGUCGGUGGGGGGCAGGCCCAGCCGCAGUGGGCUGCUGACAGAGACCUCUUCUCGAUACGCCCGCAAGAUCUCAGGCACCACAGCUCUGCAGGAGGCACUGAAGGAGAAGCAGCAGCACAUUGAACAGCUGCUGGCAGAGAGGGACCUGGAGAGGGCAGAGGUUGCCAAAGCCACCAGCCACAUCUGUGAGGUGGAGAAGGAGAUUGCAAUCAUGAAGGCCCAGCACGAGCAGUAUGUCACAGAGGCAGAAGGAAACCUCCAGCGAGCACGAGCCUUGGUGGAUGGGAUGCAGAAGGAGAAAAUUGAGCUGUUGAACCAGCUGGAAGAGGAGAAGAGGAAAGUGGAGGACUUGCAGUUCCGUGUGGAGGAAGAAUCCAUUACCAAAGGGGAUCUGGAGACUCAGACGCAGUUGGAGCAUGCCCGAAUUCGGGAGCUCGAGCAGAGCCUGCUGUUUGAGAAGGCACAGGCUGAGAAACUCCUCAGAGAAUUAGAGGACACCAGGUUAACCACGGUGGCAGAGCAGUCCAGGAUCCUGCAGCUGGAGGAGGAGCUGAGCCUCAGGCGCAGCGAGGUGGACGAGCUCCGGCAGUGCCUGCAGAGCUCCCAGCAGGCUGAGAGCCCUGAGCACAGCCUGGGCUUGCACUCAGAGGCUCUUCGCUUGAGGGAUCAGCUGCUGGCUGUCAACAAGGAGCAUCAGAAGGAGAGCAGCCAGCUGAAGGAGAAGUAUGAGAAGACACUCAAGAAGUACCAGCAGGAGAUGGAGAAGCUGAAGUCUGUCAAUGAGAAAUACUCGCAGGAGAUUGUUGACCUAAAGCAUAAAGUUCAGCAAGCCACUAAUGAGAACAUGGGGCUCAUGGACAACUGGAAAUCCAAGUUGGACACGUUAGCUUCUGACCACCAGAAAUCUCUGGAGGACCUGAAAGCCACACUGAACUCAGGCCCUGACACCCAGCAGAAGGAGAUUGUGGAGCUGAAGGCAGUGGUGGAGAGUAUAAAGUUGGAGCAUCAGCUUGAGUUGGAGAACCUGAAAGCAAAGCACGACAUUGAGACAGCUGUCCAUAUAAAGGAGAAAGAGAGUCUCAAACUGAAGCUGCAGGAGGCUUUAGAUGAAGUGGAAAAAAGCAACAGCAACUGGAAAGUGCAACUGGAAACCAAAAGCAGUCAGCACCUUCUUGAGCUCCAAGAUGUGAAGGACAAGUGUCGAGAUGCUGAGCUGAGGGUGCAUGAACUGGAGAAACUUCAUAGUGAAUAUACAGAUCAGACAGAAGCAAUAGCUUUCUUGAAAGAGCAGAUAUCUUUGGCUGAAAAGAAGAUGUUGGACUAUGAAACAUUACAGAAAACAGAAGCCCACAGCAAACAGGAAAUCCAAAGAUUGCAGGAAAAAGUGCUUGUCUUAGAGAACAAGCUGCAGUCCAUGGAGGCCCUGCAUCCUUCUCAGCAUGCAAAUAUGAUUGAGACUAAUGAUAUUUCAGAAGAAAAGAUCAAGAUGAAGCAGACUAUGGAAGACCUCCAAGACAAGCUGAGUAAAAGAGACAAAGAGGUGUCAUCCCUGGUGACCCAGACUGAAACUCUAAGGGCCCAAGUAAGUGCUCUGGAAAAUAAAUGCAAAACAGCAGAAAAGAAAGCUGAUACAGUGUUCAAAGAAAAGAAGAGGUUGGAAGGAGAACUGGAAGCCUUGACCAAGAAAACACAUGAUGCCUCAGGGCAGCUGGUGCUGAUCAGCCAGGAGCUGCUCAAGAAGGAAAGGAGCCUGAACGAGCUGAGAGCUUUGCUGCUGGAGGCAAACCGGCACUCCCCGGGGCCGGAGCGCGACCUCAGCCGGGAAGUGCACAAAGCUGAGUGGCGCCUGAAGGAGCAGAAGCUCAAAGAUGACAUCAAGGGGCUCCGAGAGAAGCUGGUUGUGCUGGACAAGGAGAAGUCAGUGACGGAGCAGCGGCGGUUCUCCCUGAUCGACCCCUCCUCGGAGUCGGAGGUGAUCCGGCUGCAGCACCGGCUGGUCAGCACCGAGGAUGUGCUGCGCAACGCCCUGGAGCAGGGACACCAGAUGGAGAAGCUGAUGGAGGCAAUGAGACUCUCCUCUGAGAAAACACAGACUGUUGGAAAUUCUGGUUCUGCUAAUGGGAUUCACCAGCAGGAUAAAUCCCACAAGCAAGAGGAGAAGCUCUGAUGGAGAAGAGGUGAGAAGGAUCAUUUCACGCCAGUAUCAGCUCCUCUGCACAGUCAGGAAAAACAGCACCAUAUCUGGCUUUAGCACCUCCAAAAGACCACUCAGUAUUUUCACUUUAAAGCAGGACAAUGUUUAUAAUGUACUAACUGAUGUAAUCAGGACAAUCCCAGAGUCCAGUUUUCCAAGACAGCCAUUGUUCCAGGAGGGAGCAGAAAGACCUCUCUGGGUUUGGUUUCUUACUUGUAUUGGUUUUGACUGUGGAAUUUGUAUUGUUUGGGCUGCCCUUGUCCCACCAGCUGACAUGGUUUGGAUGACAGCUGCCCUGACCUGUGGCUGAAGUGUCAGUGGGUCCCAGUAACCCCACAGGAGCUGCAAAGGGAUUUGCCUGUGGUGUUCAAAGCAUGUGCCCAUAGGCUGCACCCUUCCCACAGGGUCUGUCCCUUCCCUCCCCAUACCCUGGUGUCCUGAGGACCUGCACAAGUGAGUGAAACCUGCUGGGCUGGUGAUGUGAGGUCUGGGGACAUGUUCCCCUCCUCCCUUUGUGGAAGACAUCACUGUUUUAGAGCAGAGGCUGCACUUAGUUCUUGUAUUACAGCAUGUUGUGGGAAAUAAUCCAGUUUCAGAGGGAUAUUUAUUUUGUUUCUUCUCCCCUGCUGUUUGGGAAGAAGCUGUGAUGGCUCUGAGUUUGGGGUCAGGCACACCUUGCCUGGGUGUUUUGUGCUGCAGUGAGAUCUCUGAGCAGGCCUGCUGGAGUCCUGUGCCAUAGCCAGCUGUCCAGGUGUCCCUCACUCCUGGGGGCUUCACUGGGUCUGUCCUGAACUCAGGACUCCACAGAUGCAGAUCUCAGCAUCCCUGGCCUUGGAGCUCCAUGCUGGGGGCAGUCAGUGUGGGACAGAUGCAUUGAGCAAAUGGUUCCCUCCUUGCCUGUUUAAUUUAACAGCUAACUGCAGAUUGCCUGGUGCUUCCCAGAGUGUCCUUGGCUUUCAGUGUGAUGCCCAUCCCUGCUACCCAGGAUGGAUGAGGUGGAGGUGCUGCUGUGAGCCUGACUAUGAUGGUUUCAGCAAUCCUCUGUGCCAUGCUGUGUGAGUAUUUGGAGCAGAGGCAAUCCAAGACUGGAGCUCACACAGCUUUGUGUCUGUACUAGCAGAGGAUUUUGUUCUUUCUCCCCAAGGCUUUACUCUGACUUUGCACCACAGCUCCCAAGCAAUAUUAGGGCAGAGGAAGGUGACAACAUGCUCCUAAAGGUGUGAAAGAGCCCAGCUCAGGUUCAGUAGCACAGGGAACAGUCACAGCAAUAUUCUUCCAGGCUUCUCCCAGUUAGUGUCCAGCUCCUCCAGUCUUCAUGAGCUCUUGUGCUAUGAUGGGGCAUCUGUGAAAGGACAAGAUGGGAGAGGAGAUGUGAGCCAGACCCCCAGCAGCUGAACAUGAUGGCACAUCUGACUGGGAAUAAUUAAUGUAGGAUUCCAUCCUGCCUGUUGAAGUGUUUCCUCAGCUCUUGCUAAUCACCAGGAAGGUUACUACAUAUCUGCCAAGCUCUGGGAGUUUCCCAGGGGAUUGUAGGAGUGGUCUCCAAAACCCUCCUGGUUGAGUAUUCAUCUUCUGAGUGAUUUUGGAAAGUCCCAGAGGGAUUUUUUUAUUUGUUACAGCCCUCAAUAGUGAAUACCUCACUGCUGUUGUUAAGAAUUUAGAGCUGAUGUUUCCCAAAAUGCUCCUGUUGGCUGCAUGGUCUCUGAAGUCAUGUCUGCAGAACCCAUGGCCUUCCUGGGCACCUGCAAGAGGGAGGCCCCACUCUGGUUUGUAACUUAUUUUCCCUUAUGGGCCUUCUAGUGACUUGUGACCAGCUACCUACAGCAGAGAUGAGUGUGUUUUCCACCCCCUUGGGCUCUGUACAGAGUGGGAUCCCCUGGGAGUGGUGGGACCAUAUGUUUGGUUCUGUUGAUCAGAUCUAAAGUUGUCAGGCUGGAAGAGUCUCUGGCUCCUGCCUCUUCCCAGGGACCAUCCCCUGAGAACAGCUCAGACCUGUGGCUUUUCCCAUUCAAUUGGGAGACAAUGCAGAACAGGAAGAGAUGGGUUCAGACCAGGUUCAGAGUUAGUGCUGAUGGUCUUUUCUGGCUGUAAAUGACUCUGCUGGUCCCUGAGGAUCAGCCAGGAGCUGUUGGCACUGCUUGGCUCUCUGUGCUCACUGUGCUGCAGGGCUGAGGGUUGAUGCCCCCCACCCCAUGGGAACUGCUCCCAAAUGGAACCAUCCACAAUGCCAACAGGAAAUGCUGUUGUGUGCUCAUGUGGGCUUCAGCUCAGCCCUGUGUAAGGGGCCAGGAGGGGCUGGACUCACUCACUUCCUCUCCAAAAUUAGCACAGGCUUCCCCAGGCACCAGCCUCUGGCUGCCCUUCUGAGGGGGUAAGAGACCAUACUAGGGACAAACUUGGACAGGACAAAGGGGGAGAUUCCCCAGCCCCUCUAUUUAUUUGUAAGUUUAAGUGCUAUUUUUACCUAUGUGGUGGUGUAUAAAGUACUUCAUGAUAUUUGGUCUUACUGGCUUGGUUCUCUGGGAGAGAGUUCAGGGCAGGGGAGCAGUGGUGCACCCUUGUCCUGUUGUUGAUCCAGGCUGGUUCCUGUUUGUGCCUUCACUCCCCCUUUGGCUUCAGCCUUGCUCUUACCUCGAUCCCUGAGAGCUGGUAAGGGAGGGCUGUGCUUUCCCCAGCCUUUCUCCCAGCCUGAGAAUGCUGUGCUGGUUUUCCAUCUGGAAAUGGGUCCUGAGCACCCUCUGAGCCCCAGAGCACUGGUGCAGGGUGGGGAGCAGGACGUGACACGCUGCUGGAGCCCUGGGCUCAGGGAAGGACCAGGCAUUACCCUGACAGGGAUGCUUUUCUGCUGAGGGCUGAGCCUUUAUCCAGUGAAAAAACAGCCUUUGGAAUGGAGACUACUUAGUAUUGAGUGAUCUCUAACUCUCAAGACCAAAGGGAAAAGAACCAGUCUUGCUUGGGAAUGUCAGCCUUGUCCCUCCUGCAGCAUCCAGAGAGCUGGAGCAAGGGGCAGCACCAUGCUGGUGCCCUGUGGAAUGAUGGUACCAAGCUGCCUGGGUGUUACAGCUCUUGGAAUGACAGGUGCCAAGCUGCCAGCCAAGGCCUUACAGCUCCUGCCUCCCCCCAGCCACCAGCAGCUCCUCUUGCAGUAGAGAUGCAUAAGGUUUCAUUAAACAAAAUGAUGCAAAUGACACUGUAAAAGUCUUAAUGAAAACUCCAGUACUCCGUUAUUCAGCAGCUUUAGCAGCUCAGCACUAUCUGUAGGGAGUUAUUAAUACACUAAGAUCCUAUAGGCCUCCUGUAAGUUACCAGAGAAAAGAUGAUACUAGAUGUAUAAAUGGAUAAUAACCUUUUACCCAUACAGUAUGUAUUACAAUUUUGUAGCUUAGUCAUUUUUUGGCUAUCAGAUUUUGUUAGUAUGAUACAAAAAAAAAGACAAAGUUUUGACUGCUAAUGUCUAUUUUGUUAUUUGAUUCAUUUUCUUCCUCUGUACAAAUGUCUGUGUAACUCCUCCACAUCUGUAUUCAUGUACCAUCCCCCUUGUCCUGGCUUGCUGGUGUGGUGAGCUCCUACUAAACAAUAAACUCUGUGGCUGAAGUUGGA
Messenger RNA from Catharus ustulatus (Swainson's thrush), 7538 nucleotides. It is a transcript of the gene CLIP2, whose product is annotated as CAP-Gly domain containing linker protein 2. The transcript has 20 exons. Gene Ontology annotation, biological process: cytoplasmic microtubule organization. Gene Ontology annotation, cellular component: microtubule plus-end; nucleus; cytoplasm. The record is from RefSeq and is a predicted model, not a curated record. Gene Ontology annotation, molecular function: microtubule plus-end binding. The coding region runs from base 789 to 3911 and encodes 1040 amino acids. NCBI's taxonomy places the organism in Eukaryota, Metazoa, Chordata, Aves, Passeriformes, Turdidae.